CUUUGCUUUAUUGCUUUGCUUAUCGCCAAUCAAGCUAACAAUGCGUGCGGCAGAGCGGAGUCGCUCACCUGCUUUAAGCUGAUAAUCUGACAUUAGCUCGUUACCUACAGAGGUAACUUAUUGUUCUCCUUUUAAAGGUUAUCCACGUCCCGUGCACCGCUCUUCUUCCCCUCAUUGACAGCAGCUUGCUCACCUGCCGUGCUGCUUCCUUCACCAGGUCCUCAUCUGGUCCCAUUCUGUCACUCUGUGUGAGUGAUUGAAUGCAGUGGAACGGGCGUCGGUGGACAAGCACAUGCACAAAGGGCCACUGAUUGGUCAAGGAUGACCAUGGAAGACAUGAAGAAUGAAGCCGACGCUGCCUCAGUAGUCUCGAUGGCGCUGUACACCGUCAUGCAUCCUGUCUUUAAUGAGUUGGAGAAAGUCAACUUAUCAGCAGCGCAAACCUUGAGAACGGCGUUUGAGAAGGCAGAGAAGGGGAACCCGGGUCUGACUCAGGACAUUAUUAUGAAAAUACUGGAGAAGAGGAACCUAAAGAUUAACUAUUGCGAGUCUCUACUCCGCAUGGCCGCAGAGGACGUUGAAGACUUCAGGAUUGACAGGCGAGAGCCAGAGUUCCAGGAGCUGAACGAGAGGGCCCGAGCUCUGAAACACAUCCUGAGCACCAUACCAGAUGAGAUCAAUGACAGAGUGAGCUUGCUGCAAACCAUCAAAGACAUCGCCAGCGCCAUCAAGGAGCUGCUAGAUACGGUUAAUACGACCAUCAAGAAAUACCAGUAUCAGAACAGACGGGCUCUGGAACAGCAGAAGAAAGAGUUUGUGAAAUACUCCAAGAGCUUCAGCGACACUCUCAAAUUCUACUUCAAAGAUGGAAAGGCGAUAAACGUGUUUGUCAGCGCCAACCAGCUCAUCCACCAAACCAACAUGAUACAGCAGGCCUUCAAGACCGUGGUGUAGCUGCCUGAGAA
Molecule: messenger RNA, 965 nt
Organism: Salarias fasciatus (jewelled blenny)
Lineage: Eukaryota; Metazoa; Chordata; Actinopteri; Blenniiformes; Blenniidae
Product: programmed cell death protein 10-A-like
Exons: 8
Coding region: 322-954 (210 amino acids)
Biological process (GO): regulation of Golgi organization; positive regulation of MAP kinase activity
Cellular component (GO): FAR/SIP/STRIPAK complex
Molecular function (GO): protein kinase binding
Source: RefSeq, a predicted model, not a curated record